Chlorella variabilis is the source of this 1695-nucleotide messenger RNA. RefSeq lists its product as hypothetical. Gene Ontology annotation, molecular function: microtubule binding. Bases 1 to 1695 code for a protein of 564 amino acids. The record is from RefSeq and is a predicted model, not a curated record. The transcript has 6 exons. NCBI's taxonomy places the organism in Eukaryota, Viridiplantae, Chlorophyta, Trebouxiophyceae, Chlorellales, Chlorellaceae. Gene Ontology annotation, cellular component: ciliary basal body; cilium.
AUGCCUCCGAGGACUCCGCCCGUCAAGCCACGCACCCCAUCCGUGCCGGUGGUCCCUGCAGCACCAGAGGAGAAUGCGCUGGUGCAGGCACUGGAGCAGAAGGACGUGGUGCUGGCCAGCACGGCCGAAAAGCUUGACAGGCUGACAUCCGCGCAGGCUGCGCUGAACGGGGAGCGCCGCUUGCUGAGCAGCCAGCUGCGUGACGAGCGCACUCAGUUUGGUGACAUCGCUGGCUACCUGAAGCACGCUCUGGAUGAGCAGACGGCUCGCGCCGAGGGCCUCCAGGCGAGGCUGGCCGAGGCGCAGGCGGCGCUGCAGGCCGCCGCAGCGGCGGCACAGGAGGCAGCCCGUGCCGCGGAGCAGCGGCAUGCUGCCGAGGAGGCGCAGUGGCAGGCGAGGCUGGAGGAUCAGGGAGAUCGCCUGAAAGAGGCAGAGGAGUUCUCGGAAGAGCGAGCCGCUCUGCAGGCCCGAGCCGACCAGCUGACGGCCCAGCUGGAGGCGGCGGCCCAAGCCCACCAUAAACGCCAGCUGGACCUGGAGCGCAAGCACGCCGGCGACCGCGAGGUGUGGCGCCGCGACACGCAGGCCGCGGUGCGGGCUGCGCGGGAGGAGAUGGCGGCCCUGGCCGACCAGCGCCUGGACGCCACCACGCAGCGCACCAUCCUGGACAACGAGUCGAUGGCAGCCGAGCUGCAGUACCAGGGGCGGUACGUGCAGGGCCUGCUGUCCCGCAACACAGCGCUGCAGGCGGAGGCGGAGGAGCAGCGCCUCGCCCUGGACAUCAGCCGGGCGGGUGAGGAGGAGCUGGCGCGCAAGGGGCUGGCGUGCGAGAGGGUGGCAGACAGCUUGAUGGCGCGGCUGGCGGCAGUGGAGGCGCAGCGAGCGGAGGACGAGCAGGCGCUGGACGAGGAGCGGGAGCGGGUGCGGGAUGCGCGGGAGGAGGCUCGGCGGACAGACUCGCCGCCGCCUGCUGCUCCGAGGUGCAGGCGGGAGCUGAAGCAGGUCAAGGCCGGGCAGAGCGAUGCGGCCGGCUUCCUGCUCAAGUGCCUGGCGGACGUGCGGCAGGAGCUGCUGGCGGGCCGGGAGCGUACCGUGCUGGUGGCUGCCGCCGCCGUCAAGGGCAGUCCAACUCAGCAGCAGCAGCAGCAGCAGGCAUCCAGCGAGGACGGCAGAGCAGGAGAGGCAUCCCCGGCUGCUGCGGUUGCGGCAGCAGCUGCGGCGGAAGCCAGUGCUGCGCCGCUGCUGCUGGCGGAGCUAUCGGUGCAGCAGCGGCAGGCUACGCUGCAUCGGCUGCUGCAGCUGGUGCGGCCAGACUGGCAGGACAGCGAGGGCCUGGUGCUGCACUCCAGCAGCUCUCCCUCCACCUCCUCGAUCAGCCUGCUGGCAGAGGCCAGCUCCGUGGCCUGGUCGGCACGCGGGGUGCCAUCCCAGCCCAGCGCUCGCACCCUGGCAGGGAAGGAGCAGGGCUGCCACCCGGGGCGCCUGGCGGCCUGCCCCCUGCAGGCGGCGUCGUUUGCGUGCAGCGGCAGCGCGGGGUGCUUGGCGGGUGACGACGGCGGGGCGGCGGGCUGCAAGCCGGCGCCAGCGCCUGCCAGCGCCGAGCUGAUGCAGCGGGUGCGGUCGGAGGUGCGGCCCUGGGGAGAGGGGGGGGCCAGCCCUCGAGGCGGCGCCAGGCCGCCGCGCGAGCGGGGCUGA